UAAAAUGGUCGCCUCUAAUGUCAGUGAGCAAGUACGUACGUAGGGCGGGGAUAUUCGUGUAAUUUGCGAUCUCUUAAACUCUUUCGAAAAUUAUUUCCAGAACGUAAAUUAACUUUCAGCGUAAUAAGAAACGUGUUCGUUCUGAAAAGUGCACAAAAUCACACGAUCUAGCUGUGUUUUGACAUUCGGUUCUAUUAAGUGUGAGUGUAUGUGACAACCUAAUCGAGGUAAACAAUACAUCUUUCGUCUCUUUCCAACUCAUCUGCCUCAACAUGACUAAAUGAAACGCACAAAUUCAAAUGCCUUCCAACAAAACUUUCAAACCAGCUGUUGGGGUGAAGAUGAAGCAGCAACCGUCAAGGAAGAAAGCUACACCAAAAACGGCCACUGGAGAUUCGGUCUCCGAAACCAUCUCUUUCGUUAUCAAGGGUAAACUUACCCCCAUCAAACCAACUUUUGUCGCGAAAAAAGUUGUACGUAAGCAGCUCCUCAAACGUAACCCAAAAAUCGUGAAUACCGUAAAUCGUAAAAAAUCACCAGGUGGUAGUGUCGAAUCUAAACCUGUGUCCAAAGACGUUGAAGUUGAUCAAAAGUGUAGAACAAUUAAGACUAGAAACGUGACUCCAAAACCAAUCAAAAAACGUAUAAUAAAGAAACCUGCAGUCCCUUUGAAACAAAACACCUUGAAAAAGACACAAAAAUCAAAAAAUGAUACGACAAUCGAAGCGAAGGCUGCUGCAAAAGAUCCAGAGAAAAAUGAAAUUGUGGAAAAAAUAAUCGAGACGAAACAACAGAAACUACUGCAGACUAAAAACGAAAAUAAGAAGAAGAAAACUAUUACCAAACUUCUGAAGCAAGCUAGUGAGGUUCUAGAAGGGAAGAAACCUAGACUAAACCCUAAAAGAAGAGUCAAUAAAACUAAACCAAAAAUUUCUAAAACUGUAACAGUCGACAAGACUAAACAAGAAAUAAAUAUAGAUGAGCCAAAAAAUAAAGAGGAAGCAGAAACCGUAGAAGAAUGUAAGAUUGAAAUUAAAGAGAAGCAGCCUGUUGAGCCAAUUAAAACAGAGAACAGAGAUGACUCAACAUCAGACGAUACUAAUUUGGAAGAAAUAAGAAAAACUCUUAAAGGUUCCUCAAACAAGGAAACAAUGAAAGAAAAAAGCAAGAAACCUAUCAUCAGUAGGAAAACUGCCAAUAAAUCCAAUGUACAGAAAACUAAAAGUGCUGUUAAUAAGAUCAAAAAGGCACGACUCGAAGAACAGAAGUUGAGAAAACUCAAACUAUUUGGUUUCUGGAAUGGACCCAAGAGAAAGCGGGUAGCCUCCUUGAACGCCAUAGCAAAAGUACAUUGUCUUUACGAAAACGAAGGUAAAAUCAGUAUGUUAGAUAGCCCCCAAGCUAUGCCUGUCAAAAAAGAAGUAGUAGAGAAGAAUGUCAAACCAAAAGAAGACGAAGAAGAGGAAGUGAAAAGUCCUCCUCCUCAAAGAAGUCUGCGAUGCGUCCCAGGACUCAGAGGAGUUGGCAAGCAUUGGGACAUGAACACAGCAACCAGUUCCAGUUCUGAAGACAUCAGCAGCGACGAGGAGCCUGCUCCUAAAAAGAUAGUUAAAGUAAAGAAAGAACCUACGAAAAAAGUAGUAGAGGAAAAGGUGCAAAAGAAGCGGAAACGGAGACAAACAGAGAUAAUAAUGGAUCUGAAAGAUAUGGUCGUCAAGAAACGCAUGGCGAGCCUGAACGCCACUGCCAUCCUGGCCGCUAGUUACUCCCAGGAAAAACGCAGUCCGAGGAGUCCUAGAAGCGACAGGACAGACGAUACAGACAGCUCAGACGAUGAUUUAAUGACGGACGAAGAACCGGAGGAAGAGAAGAAAUGUUACGAGGACGACGUUAAGAGAGAGGAUAAGGUGAUCGAGGUGCACACGAAGCCUAACAAGAAGGUGGCGGUGAUUGUGAAUCAAGAUACGGACGUAACCAUCACCGGCGUUUACGUUAACAGCACCACCAGGUCCACUCAUCACGAGGGCUAUUGCAGUAUCGCCGGUAUGCAGUACCGUAUUUCUGCUACCAGUCACACGCAGACUGCUGCUACUGCCGUUUCCACGGAGACGUUGUUGCCGCCUAGUACUUCGGGUAGCAGUCAGGAGAACAGCAACGCGGAGUCUUCAACGCCCACCGCCAAGUCUUACAAACCGUUGGACGCCCUGUCCAACAUGCGUCCUCCGAGUGACGGCGUCCAUCACGGCCACCAGGGCAUAGUGCCGACCCAGCACGUCAUGGCGAUGUCGCCCAGUGGCGUGCGACACAGUUGCACGAGUGCGUUCAGCGCUCCGCAUCCAAGUGCUUACCAUCAUGUGGGACCGGGACACCAUGGACCUCCGCCAAUGAACGGGGAACCUGGAUAUAUUCACGGUGAGCUCACUUACUAUCAGGGAUUUGUUCAACAGAAUCAAAAAGGAUAUUACCAACCAGCUGGUCCUUUGAUAACAGUGCCUUUAGGUCAUGGUCAGCCUCCCUUGGCCAAAAGUGCUCCAUUAUCGGAAACAUCUCCUACGACACCUUCGCCGUUGAGUUCACAUCCACCACAUCCUCCACCAAGUACCAAUGGAGACUCUUCGGACAGCGAGGUUAUCAUCACCUCGGUGACGGCAGGAAAAGACAUCGGACCCCCACCACCGCCCUUGCCUCAAGGCCACUCAUAUCGUUACUCCCAGUACCCCCCAAAUGUGCCUCCAACGAGCUACAGCUACCCCUAUUCCUCCCACUACUACCACCCCUCACCAGCACCUCCAACAACCUAUCCCCCUCACGAUGUGUGCUAUUCGCCAGGUCCGUACGUCCAUCACAAGUUCCCUCCCACAUCGUACAGGAGGUAUUUGGGGGGACCGCAGUACUACCCUCCAAAUCCGCCCCCCUCUCAGGAAAUAUAUGCGAUUCCAGCUCAUGCCCAGCCUAGUCAACAGGUAGUAACAACCACGCCUGCAUCUGGUUCAGGAGCUCCGUACCAAACACCUUUGGGUCCAACUGCUUCUUCGGCUAUACUAGACUCAUAUCCGCCCACACUGGUGGAGACAUAUCCUGCUCACUAUUAUCCUGGUUAUCCCAAUGGUCCUCCGUCGACGUGCUACUCUCAUGCACCACCUCCAAGAGCAGUCCCAUUCAUAAACGGUGCUUAUCAAAAUUGUCCUUGUCCUAUGCAGUCGUGUCCAAAAAACGGAGUUACUGGACCUCUUAUUGGUGAUAGUAAGAGGUCUAGUGCCCUCCCCAAAGGCAACAUGCCAACUCUGCCACCUGUAGCCUUAGCUCUUCCAAAGGAGCCAACCAGCGACGGACCACCAAGUCCUGCCAGAGGAUCUGCUGGGAUGCCACCACCACCCUCCCCCGCUGGGGCCACCUACCAACAACAGCCUACGCCCCCGGCCAAACAGGAAAGCAUAUCACCUCAAAACCAGGUACCAGUCGAGAAAACAAGGAGAGCCAGGGUUGGCAAGGCCAUGGUCCGCAAUAACAUCCACAACACCAUGUUACUGAUGUGUAAACCCCUCAACAGAGAUUGCGUUAAGAGAGAAAUCGAAAGUCCUAAAGAAAAGGAAGUAAUAAUUGUGCCUGACAAAGAUGUUGCCUUAAAAAUCGAUUCAAACGUUUCUGCGAAACUAGAAAAGUCAUCUCCUCCUAGAAUUGGUGAUGUAGAUGAUUUCUUGGAGAGUUUUAUGGCAGAACCAGUUCUGCAUGAGCCAGCUCAGAAAGUAGAGGAAAAACCUGCGGAACCUCCAAGGGAAGAGGAAACAGUUCUCGAACCAGUCUUGAGUACCGUAGGUGAAAAUGUCAAGGUGAAAAACAUGAAAAGAAAAUUAUCUCUGAGUGUCGAGACCAAAGAAGACACCACCAACGACCCAGCUAAAAAACAAAAAAAAGAAACUAAUAUGAAUGGUUCCUAUAAAAAUCUAAUAAAGAAAAAUACAAGUAGCGUUAAAAUCAAUAAUGGCAAGAGGAAACUCAUCCAAGAAUCAAAUAAUGUACCUCUUAAAUUACUUUCUAGAGCUUCUGUUAUGAAGCGAAGAAGGGAACAAAAUAGACGUAAUCUUUGUUCUUCGAAUAAUACAGUAAACACUAAAAAACCUAAGCAAACUAAAUCAAAUCCCGCCUUAGUAAUCGAUAGUAACACAAAGCAGAACUGCAAAACUUUGGAAGUGGAAGCCUCGAAAGAACCAACAGAAAUCAAAGAAAACAAACGGGGCGCACAAGUCUCAAAGUCUAAUCAAAAACUGUCGGCAAGUUUGCUGGACAAUCUUAUCGCUAAGAAUAACGUGGACAGGACAAUUGAGUGCGUGGUAAGUGACGCAAUCAGGACAAGCGGUACACCUAAAAAAACUGAGAAAGUAAAAGAAAUCAAAGAACCAUCAGUGCCAACACCAGUGUCUGUGAAAAAAAGUACAAAAAAACCGUGUAAACAAUUGGUUAGUAGGAGAAAAUCAAAGUGCAAAAAUGUGGCAGAAGUUGCUCCAACCAAACCGUUUAAGCCUUUGGGUUCUCUCAGGUGGUCGAACGGAUGGAAUUGGGAAGGGAAAUCUUUCGAAGCAAAAGUCUUCUUUAAUAGUGAUGAAACAACCGUGAUCAGGAAAUGUUACUCCUCCAUGCGUCAUCACUCCGGAGAUCUGAUAGAAGUAAAAGACUGUGUACUAUUGAAGGCAGGAGCUAGAAGAAAUGAACUUCCUUUCGUUGCUAAAAUCGCUGCCUUAUGGGAGAAUCCUGAAGAUGGUGAGAUGAUGAUGUCACUUCUCUGGUACUACAGGCCGGAGCAUACUGAUCAAGGACGGCAACCAAAUGACCAACCUGAUGAAGUAUUUGCUUCUCGACAUAAGGACUCAAACAGUGUAGCUUGCAUCGACGAUAAAUGUUAUGUGCUCACAUAUAAUGAAUACUGCAGGUACAGAAAAAGAGUUCGACAGGUAGAGGAGGGUAUUGAAGAACAAAGUUCUACUUGCAUUCCAACGUCUGAACCAUAUCCGAGAUCUUACCGCCAGCCUCCUCAGAAUCUCAAAAUAUCGCCUGAAAUGGUAUUUUUCUGCAAAAGAGUAUAUGAUUUCCGACAAAAGAGAAUCAUGAAAAAUCCUUCAUAACUCAUUUUCUCACAAAUAAUUAAUGUAAAUCGAAUUUCUGUUAAUAUUUGUUAUGUUAUUUUAUAUAUAGUAUUUAAAAUAAUAUAUUAUUGCAUUGCAUAAACUUAUGUAAGAUCUGGUUCUUCUGUAGGAGGAUUAUCGUCAUAUACAAUAAUAAUUAUUUUUUGUUACUGAAAUUUCGUAAUCCAUAGAACAUAUAUCGGAUAUGGAUUGGUAGUCAUGUAUUUAUUUUUUACAUCUUUUUUUUACAAUUUUCGGUUAAGUACUUUUUACCUCAAAGAUUAUAUAACAUGACAAUAAUCCAACUCAAAAGGUCUUAAUCGAUCAUUACUGCUAAAAAAAAAUCAAUCAAAAACGCAAAUUUCAGUUCAAGGUGCUGCAGAAUAACUGUUUUAAAGAAAUCAAACUAUCAAGUUAAAACAAAAGUCUUUCGGAUUUUUAAAAACAUUUGAUACAUAUACAUAUUGUUGAAUAAAAGAGGGAACAUUGUAAAAAAACUAAUUAUCAAUAACGUUGUAUAGAAAAUAGAAGAGAUUAUAUAUUUAAACAAAAAAGCAUUAUUCGUAUUUAUAAAUAGCCUUUUAGAGCAUGUGUAAAUGGGGUGUGCUUUAUAGAUACUAGAGGUAUCUGUCAAUGUCGUCUCAUACUUUUUGUCAUUAAUUUGCCAAUAUUUUGUCAUAAGCCAUGCUGAAAAACACAUUUCUUGAAUUUUUCAUUCCGUGUUUUACGAUUAUUGAAAAUAUUAUUUUUGUGAUGAAAACUUGAAAAUUCAACAAAAUAUUUCGUUGAAAUUCAAGUUUUCAUCAAGAAAAUUAUCUCCAUAUAAAUAUCCAUUUUAUAAAUCGAGAGAUAAAAAAAAUAUUUUACUGUAAAGUAAUAUCAAUGGAACAAGCAUCAAUAAUGGGUUUCACAAAACUUUCAUUCCGUUUAUUCUCAUAAUGAAAUAUUUGGAAAAGCUUAAGAUCACUUGUAUUCAUAGGAAUUUGUCGAUAAUUCAGUUUAUUUCCGCAACGUUUUCUAAGGCGCUCAAAUCAACUUACCUAUGAUAAAGAAAGAAAAUUUAUCACUGUCGUUUCCAUAGAAAUAUGACUAUUUCUUUAUAAAGCGCCCCCCAGCGGAAAGAAAGAGAAGAAUCGGCAAUCCAAAGUUUGGAGUUUUUAGAUAUGUUAAAUUCAUCAUAAAUUUCAAACCAACAAAGUUGAUUCGGUCAAAGUUUCUUGAAACCCACCAAAAAUAUCUUGUUAUGUUGAAAAAUUCCACUGAUAACUUGAGAUCAUCAAUUCGAUUAACUAUCUGGGUGCUCUCUCUGAGUUGUGCGAAUGUCAGGAAAUGUGUUUGAAAUAGUUCCUAUUUCGAACGAGCUGGCAUGACGCAAUCAAUUGAAAUCAAAAUUAUUGUAUAGCGGAAUUAAAAUGAUUUGAUUUUUAUACUUUUGUAUUUGUGAGAAGUUUAUUACUUCCGUAGUUUCAUCAAAAUGGACAACUGUAAUUCUAAAUUGUGUCAAUUCAUUUUAGAAAGUUGAAAACUGUUCUAAACAAAUAUAUUAUACAUUUUUAAUAGGGUCAACAAUUUCAAUAUAAAUUGUUUUAAUUUUA
Harmonia axyridis is the source of this 6715-nucleotide messenger RNA. RefSeq names its product R3H domain-containing protein 1 (gene Hers). The record is from RefSeq and is a predicted model, not a curated record. The transcript has 11 exons. The coding region runs from base 300 to 5120 and encodes 1606 amino acids. NCBI's taxonomy places the organism in Eukaryota, Metazoa, Arthropoda, Insecta, Coleoptera, Coccinellidae. Gene Ontology annotation, molecular function: chromatin binding.